CGCACCCGCGCCCCGAGCCGAGGACCUCAGCCUGGGAGUGGAGUGGCUGAGCAGGUUCGGCUACCUGCCCCCAGCAGACCCGGAAACGGGGCAGCUGCAGACGCCAGAGGAGCUGUCCAAGGCCAUCGUGGCCAUGCAGCGGUUCGGAGGCCUGGAGGCCACUGGCGUCCUGGAUGAGGCCACCCUGGCGCUGAUGAGAACCCCGCGCUGUUCCCUCCCUGACCUCCCUGCUGCAGCCCCGGCUCGAAGGAGGCGCCAGGCUCUGGCCCCGACCAAGUGGGGCAGGAGGAACCUGUCAUGGAGGGUCCGCACGUUCCCGCGGGACUCGCCCCUGGGCCGCGACACGGUGCGCGCGCUCAUGCACUACGCGCUCAAAGUCUGGAGUGACCUCACGCCCCUGAACUUCCACGAGGUGGCCGGCAGUGCCGCCGACAUCCAGAUCGACUUCUCCACAGCUGACCACAACGACCGCUACCCCUUCGACGGCCCCGGCGGCGCGGUGGCCCACGCCUUCUUCCCAGGCGACCACCACACCGCAGGGGACACCCACUUUGACGACGACGAGGCCUGGACGUUCCGCUCCUCAGAUGCCCACGGCAUGGACCUGUUCGCAGUGGCUGUCCACGAGUUUGGCCAUGCCAUCGGGCUGAGCCACGUGGCGGCCACACGCUCCAUCAUGCAGCCGUACUACCAGGGCCCGGUGGGUGACCCGCUGCGCUACGGGCUCCCCUAUGAGGACAGGGUGCGCGUCUGGCAGCUGUAUGGCGUGCGGGAGUCCGUGUCCCCAACGGCACAGCCGGACACCCCAGAGCCCGAGGAGCCGCCCCUCCUGCCGGAGCCCCCUGAUGAUCGCUCUAGCAGCCCGCCCAGGAAGGAUGUGCCCCACAGAUGCAGCGCCCACUUUGACGCCGUGGCCCAGAUCCGAGGCGAGGCCUUCUUCUUCAAAGGCAAGUACUUCUGGCGGCUGACCCGGGACCGGCACCUGGUGUCGCUGCAGCCGGCACAGGUGCACCGCUUCUGGCGGGGCCUGCCGCUGCACCUGGACAGCGUGGAUGCCGUGUACGAGCGCACCAGUGACCACAAGAUCGUCUUCUUCAAAGGAGACAGAUACUGGGUGUUUAAGGACAAUAACGUAGAGGAAGGAUACCCGCGGCCCAUCUCGGACUUCGGCCUCCCGCCGGGCGGCGUCGAUGCUGCCUUCUCCUGGGCCCACAAUGACAAGACUUAUUUCUUUAAGGACCAGCUGUACUGGCGCUACGAUGAGCACACACGGCGCAUGGACCCUGGCCACCCCGCCCAGAGCCCCCCAUGGAGGGGCGUCCCCAGCACGCUCGACGAUGCCAUGCGCUGGUCCGAUGGUGCCGCCUACUUCUUCCGUGGCACGGAGUACUGGAAGGUGCUGGACGGCGAGCUGGAGGUGGCGCCCGGGUGCCCGCAGUCCACGGCCCGGGACUGGCUGGUCUGCAGAGACCCACCCGCUGACCCCGAGGGCGCAGACGGAGAGGCCGGGGCCCACGCCCGGCCGGGGCAGCGCGACCACAGCCGCUCAGAGGACGCCUACGAGGUCUGCUCCUGCACCUCCAUCGCCGCCCCAGCACCGCGGGCCGCGGACCCACUGCUGGCCGCGCUGCUGAGCUUCCUGUGGACAGCGGCCCGGGCCCUGGCGCUAUGACAUUCGGCGCUGGCCUGCGACAGGACAGAAGGGGCCACGGCCCAGAGCCACAAAGUGCAAGGACUGAUGGCCCGCCCCUCCAGCGCCUGAGCCAAGCGUCCCUGCAGAGCGGACCCCGCCUUGCAGAUGGGGAUGGCGCCACCAGCCCCCGGGCCGAGGCCACCGGGUGCAGCCUCCCCGACUCGGCAGAGGCCAGCAGAGGGCGCGGAUGCAGGGGGAGCGCCCGCCUGGCCUGCCUGCCCUCUGCCAGCUGGGGAGAUUGCAUCACGUCCCGGCCGGAUCGGGGCCGGGAGCCGUCCGGGAGCCGUCCUUUCAGCAAGCGAGUGACUGAAUCUCACGGAGACGGACCGAGGAGCCAGGGGUAGGCAGGGCUGGGGGCGUUACAUCAGGUCCGCAGGCCCUGGCAAGAGCAGCCCGGAGGCCCACGGGCACCCCCUCCCCAUCACCUGCCGCAAAGCCGCCCCUGGUGCUUCCGCCCGCCCGUGGGGCUUCCUCUCCUGGUCCCAGUGGGCCUGCCGGCUGCCUUGACCAGGGCAGCCGCCUCCACGGGCGAGCCCCCAAGCUGGGGCCGUGGUGGGCUUCCCUUGUGACGCGUUUCAGACAAACACGAUCUCUUC
Eubalaena glacialis (North Atlantic right whale) is the source of this 2289-nucleotide messenger RNA. RefSeq names its product matrix metallopeptidase 17 (gene MMP17). Gene Ontology annotation, molecular function: metalloendopeptidase activity; zinc ion binding. The record is from RefSeq and is a predicted model, not a curated record. Gene Ontology annotation, cellular component: extracellular matrix. The transcript is spliced from 10 exons. Gene Ontology annotation, biological process: proteolysis; extracellular matrix organization; collagen catabolic process. Lineage: Eukaryota; Metazoa; Chordata; Mammalia; Artiodactyla; Balaenidae. The coding region runs from base 134 to 1672 and encodes 512 amino acids.